AUGGCAAUUGCCGAUGAUCCGUUUCUGUUCGAAGACUACUUUCCAUCAAUGGUUGAGAGGCUCGGCGCAGAGGGGUUCAUGGGGGAGCUAUGCAAUGGGUUCCUCUUGUUGAUGGACGUGGAAAAGGGUCUGAUAACGUUCGAGAGCUUGAAGAGAAACACAGUGAUACUGGGAUUGGAGGACAUGAGAGACGACGAGCUCGUGUGCAUGUUGACAGAGGGAGACUUGGAUGGAGAUGGAGCUCUCAGUCAGAUGGAGUUUUGCAUUCUCAUGUUUAGAUUGAGUCCUGGGUUAAUGGAUGGAUCCAAGCUUUGGAUGGAAGAGAUGGGUGUAAUCUAA
Molecule: messenger RNA, 339 nt
Organism: Camellia sinensis
Lineage: Eukaryota; Viridiplantae; Streptophyta; Magnoliopsida; Ericales; Theaceae
Product: calcium-binding protein KRP1
Molecular function (GO): calcium ion binding
Source: RefSeq, a predicted model, not a curated record